GGAUGCGCGGGGAGGAGGCGGCUGCUGCUGUUUAUUCGCAGCUGUGCUGAGUCCAGAGAGGAGGAGAGACUGCAGAGACUGUCAGCAUCGGAGACAACCUACAACUGUCAGAUCUCCCCGAGAGACAGCGGAGACACCAGAGUCCUCUGUAAGGUAUCAGACCUCCUCGUAGGGACCGAGAUCCCUCAGCCUGCCAGCCAAGUGUAUGGAUAAGAUGGACAAGAUUCAGGAACCACUGACCCUAAAGAGGAGGAGAUUUUCAGACAUAUUGUUUAGGGUGGAGCAGUAAGCCUACGCCUGACAGAGACUUGCUCCACACAAGAUGUGAGGCAUCCAUUGGUUGUGAAGAGUAUGAGAAGGGCUGGGCGGGCCUUUGAUGAUCAGGUAUGCCCAAAUACCCCUAAUAAUGUGGAGCAGUUGGCACAAGGGACGAGUAUGGCUAACGGCGGGAACCAAAGAAACAUCAAACAGGUAGAAAAUGACCCCCCAAGUCAUAGGGGGUCCAGGAACCUCCAGAACUCGCCUACAGACCUGAGCAUGAAGAAUGGGCGAAGUUUCCCAGCUGUCACCCAGAAAGGUCAUUCCAAUGGUGGGGUAACAAGCACCCCUAGAGAGAGCCCCAGGAACACAACUAAUGGGGUUGGAAAGAGCCACUGUGCAGGCGGGAUGCCGGAUGACAGCUAUAAAGCUGGACUCAGAAGACCCAGAAACUCCUUCUUUACCAAAGGGGUCGAUCUUGGCACAUGGACGUUUGCCCUCCCGGCCUUGGUGGCAGGUCUAUGCUUUGCCAGGUCUCUGUAUGGGGAGUUUGUCCACGAUGACAUCUGGGCCAUCCUCAACAACCCAGACAGCCGAGGAGAGACCAACCUCAGCAGUGUCUUCAGGAAUGACUUUUGGGGCAAAGCCAUGAAUGACAACACAAGUCACAAGUCAUAUCGGCCACUGUGUGUGCUGAGCUUCAGGAUGAAUGUAUAUUUGUGGGGUCUGGAUCCCUUCUAUUUCCAUAUGGUGAAUGUCGUAUUACACAGCCUGGUCAGCGCCUUGCUCUGUUAUGUGUGCAGUCGGACCGUAUUUGAAGACCGCAGACCGGCAUUGGGCACUGCACUCCUAUUUGCUGUGCACCCGGUUCACACAGAAGCUGUGGCGGGCAUUGUGGGCAGAGCGGAUGUCUUAGCUUGUCUGCUGUUCCUCUUGGCGUUCCUCUCCUAUGUAAGGAGUGUGGAGACGGAAGUGGUCACAGAUCAUUUUCCCGGUACAAGAUCACCUCUCCUCCUACUGCUCAGUCUACUACUGGGCACCUGUGCCAUGCUGGUGAAGGAGACAGGAAUUACAGUGUUUGGCGUGUGUUUGGUGUAUGACCUCCAGGUCCUGUGCCUGCGAAGGAUGAAAAGGUUGCCGUCUCUGGAGCGCCCUGCAAAGGAUCUGUGGACUGCGGCCAUUCCCUUCCUGAGGAGAGCAGCGCUGGUUUCCUGCCAUGUGAUGGUGGUGUUAGGUUUCCGCGUCCACAUCAUGGGAGGAUCUAUGCCAUUGUUCUCAGAGCAAGACAAUCCGGCUUCCUUCUCGCCUUACAUCCUCACCAGGUUCCUGACCUUCUCCUACAUCCUGGCAUUCAAUGCCUGCCUGCUUCUGGCUCCCAUCACCAUGUGCUAUGACUGGCAGGUGGGCAGUAUACCUCUUCUUCAUUCCCUCUGGGACAGACGGAACUUGGAGACACUUGUCCUGUUAGUGGUACUCGUAUCCCUUGGCUUGCACUGCUUGGUGGCAAGAAAGAGGACUGGACAUCGGGAGGUCUUGGUGGGUCUGCUCUUCCUGGUUUUCCCAUUUAUACCAGCCAGCAAUCUCUUCUUCAGAGUGGGCUUCGUGGUGGCAGAGCGUGUCCUUUACAUGCCAAGUAUGGGCUUUUGCAUCCUAUGUGUCUACGGAAUGAAGGUUCUUUACAGCCGAAGUGGCCCACGUGGAUCUUCUGCUAUCAUCUUUAUCUUUUUCCUUCUGCUGCUCCUCUUUUCCUGGAAAUCCAUGUCACAUAGUGAGUGCUGGCGGUCACGGGAGGCUCUGUUCAGGUCCGGAGUGCAGACCCUGCCACACAAUGCCAAAGUUCACUAUAACUAUGCUAAUUUCCUGAAGGACCAGAACCGAAAAGAGGAGGCCAUAAACCACUACAAGACUGUCCUGAGCUUAUACAAACAACACUCAAGCGCCCUCAACAACCUUGGCACAUUGACCACUAAUGCCACUGCAGCCGAGGAAUAUUACCGGAAGGCCCUGGCAAUCAGCCCGCAACACAGCCGGGCGCUCUUCAAUCUUGGCAACCUGCUCCGGACGCAGGGGCGGAAUGUAGAAGCAGAGCUUCGUCUGAGGGAAUCCAUUCUUUACGGUCCAUAUUUUGCAGAUGCCUAUUCCAGUCUGGGAUCACUUCUGGCUGAUCAGAAACGUCAGGAGGAAGCAGAAGAGGUCUAUGUGACAGGAGUCAAGAAUUGUCCAGACAGCUCGGACUUGCAGAACAAUUAUGGAGUGUUCUUGGUGGAUUUUGGAGCUCCGCAGAAAGCUGUGUCUCAUUAUCUCCUAGCACUACAACUGCGUCCAAAUCAUCAUGUGGCCAUGCUGAACCUCGGCCGCCUUUACCGAUCUCUAAACCAAAAUAGGGAGGCUGAGAAGUGGUACAAGAAGGCUUUACAGAUAUCUCGGGACAUUGAUGUCAUCACCCCUCUUGGAGCCCUGUAUUAUAACACAGGGAAACAUGACGAGGCCUUACGUCUGUAUAAAGAGGCAGUGGGACUUCACCCACAGAAUGUCCAGCUAUGCCUGUCAUUGGCCCAAGUCCAGAUAGUGAUGGGUCAGUCAAAUGAGGCAGAGGCUCUAACUCAUCGUAUAGCAGCAGAAACCCCUGACUGUAUUGAAUGUUACCAUCUGCUGUCCGCCAUCUACAGCAAGCAGGAGAAAUAUACAAAGGCUCUAGAAAUGAUUGAUAUUGCUCUGCAGAUGAAGUCAGAAGACCCUAAAAUAAUAUCCGAUCUUCAUUUUACAAAAGGCAACCAACUGCGAGAGAUUAAUGAACUGGACAAAGCCUUCCAGAGUUACAGCCUCGUAGCUGAUCUGAGUCCCAAGCAGGCCCAGGCCUGGAUGAACAUGGGAGGCAUUAAACACAUUCAGGGUGAUUACACCGCUGCCCGAACCUAUUAUGCAAAGGCAGCAGUUUUGGAACCCGAAAGCAAAUUAUUAAAAGAGAAUCUGGCAAAACUAGAGCGCUUGGAAAGCAAAAUACAUGGAGCCAAGGCAAAAGAUUCGGAUGGACAACAGGUAGCAAGAGAUAACACUGAGAAACAAGAGAAGACAUUAAGCAGAGGGCAGGGUAGGACACAUAUGAGAACUGUUCAAGAUAACGAAUUUAGUGAGACAAAACCACAGAAGAUGAAAGAGAGGAGAACAGGACAGGUUUAAUGGAGAAAUUGAAGAGCUUCCUUAAGAAAUAGAUGGAAAAUGCGCUCGCUUAAAAUAUAAAUGAUGCCACAAGCCAGGACACCAAUGAUCCUACAAAGAUGGAAGACAGAUGGAAAGCACAAGAUGAACUGACAGUGACAGCAUGGAGGGAAAACAUCAUCUUUUUCUAUCAGUUCUUUCAUUUCUUCUUUGAGAGGAAGUCAGAAUGGGCAUAUGGUAAAAAAAAAAAAAUCUUCAGUGAAUACCAUCAAGAUAAAGGCAGCUGACAUUAAAUGCGUAUUAACCUUUCUUGUAAAAAUCUGCCUCCAAGCUGUCCUAUUGGUUACAUUAAAGGACCAAAAUUAGUCAGAUGAAGGCAUGGCCAUGCUCCAACUUCAACUGAAAGGAAUGGUCAAGAUUUGUAUCUAUGUACUGACACACCACCCGUCUACGUCACACCACAGGCCCAGGUAAAGAAUGGAAGCCAUUUUGAACUUUGGGCUCUGUAGUUGAAGCAUUGAGAAUUCUGAUCUUCAGUACAGGAUGAGACUUUCUAAGAUGAUGGAAAUUUUGUUUAUGACUCAUAGUUGAUUAUUGCCUUUUCCAUGGAGAGAGAGAAGGAAACAAAGGAUACAUUUUACAGGAAAGUGACUACAUCUAUAAAUAUUAGUGAGGCAUCUGCCUGUCUGUGGUCACCCUGAGAUGACAUCCCUGUUGUUUAUAUUGGUGAAAUGGAAAGUUUAAAAAAAGAUCUCCAUCUUCUAAACCACUUUUUGCUUUGAACUUACCCAUGAUGAGUUACUUUUACUGCUACAAUUGGGCUGAGAUAUAAACACUAGAUGGCCAUUCAGUUUAGGUCUCAUACACAGGCAUGUAGGACUUUCUGUCAAUGGCUGUCAAAAUCUUAUUGAUACAAAGCUUUCACACUGUAUGUCCCUUUGCACAAGUUGCAGUUGCCUGUAUGAUUGUAAGGGACAAUGAAGGCUGUUGUAUAAUGUAUGAAUGUUAAUCCCAACCUGCAGUAGUAGAUACACCUGUCAAAUAUUGUCAGAGAGGGGCUAAACCUGUAAUAACGGCUCUAUUAUCGGUCGCGACCCAGGCUCUCAUUCAGUGAAGUCAGAUAUGAGUGCCUGACUCUCAGAACAAUGCUUUAGAGGGCGCUCUGGAUUUGAGGUUAGACAGUGGCAGGCUCUAAGAAGUCUACAGACAUUAAAUGGUGGUCUAUGUUGGGGAAUAGCGCUCUACAAAAUUACAGUAGUAUAUUAUUAGUUUAGGUUUAUCAUAAUUUGUUAGAACAGUUUGUCAAGGUAAUCAUGGUACACCAGGCAUAAACAGUAGCACAGGGUACUAGAUAACCCUUGGCGCAAUCUAUUAUAUUCUUACAAGAUGUCCUUGCCAUACAAAAAAAACUAUACACAUUCCUCUGUUACCCACCACGAGAGCCUGUUUAAUGACAU
Messenger RNA from Rana temporaria (common frog), 4874 nucleotides. RefSeq names its product transmembrane O-mannosyltransferase targeting cadherins 1 (gene TMTC1). The transcript has 20 exons. The record is from RefSeq and is a predicted model, not a curated record. The coding region runs from base 352 to 3438 and encodes 1028 amino acids. Gene Ontology annotation, molecular function: protein binding; mannosyltransferase activity. NCBI's taxonomy places the organism in Eukaryota, Metazoa, Chordata, Amphibia, Anura, Ranidae. Gene Ontology annotation, biological process: protein O-linked glycosylation via mannose.